This is a messenger RNA of Papilio polytes (common Mormon), 860 nucleotides long. Its product is annotated as protein lethal(2)essential for life-like. Gene Ontology annotation, biological process: protein refolding; response to heat. NCBI's taxonomy places the organism in Eukaryota, Metazoa, Arthropoda, Insecta, Lepidoptera, Papilionidae. Gene Ontology annotation, molecular function: protein folding chaperone. Bases 45 to 641 code for a protein of 198 amino acids. The transcript has a single exon. The record is from RefSeq and is a predicted model, not a curated record.
UACUCUCUGAGAAAGCUUAGUGAAAACAGCAACAAGUGUUCGAAAUGUCGAUCAUUCCGUUCUUCUACGACAUGGAGAGACCUUUCCAUUCGAUGGGCAGAGAUUUCUUCCGUCCAUCGUACGAUAUGGUUCCUCGUCAAUUCUUCAAUCACCCAUUUGUGAGACCUUUUGGAAAUGUAUUACAAGAAUGGGAGAAUGUGAUGCGACCUAUGGAACAUUUGUCUGAAGCUGUCAAUCGUCUGGCGCUUAAUGAAAUCGAUACAAAAAUCAGUUCGGACGAUGAGAAAUUCCAGGUGAACGUGGACGUGCAACAUUUCUCUCCGGACGAGAUCAACGUGAAGGUUGUCGACGGCAACGUCAUAGUGGAAGGUAAACACGAAGAGAAGCGAGAUCAACAUGGCUACGUUUCCAGACAGUUCGUGAGGCGUUACGCACUCCCCAAAGGAUGUCUGCCGGAUACAGUACAAUCUUCAUUAUCCUCAGAUGGUGUGUUGACCGUCACAGCGCCUAAAGUUCUUCCUAUGCCAUCAAUCGGUGAACGGAUUGUACCAAUAACUCCCACUGGUCCCGUCAAGAAGCAACUCAGCUCGCCGGAAAUCAAAUCCAUCAACAGCGAGGAGCCUAAGGAAUCUUUGAAUUAGACGAAUGCUGAGUAAAAUUAUAUUCAUCAGCUCACUAUGCGUCCCCACUAAGAGGCUCGGUGCCUACCCUAAAAUGAUUUUGUGUAUUACCAAUUAUUAUUUGAUCUGUAAUAUUUUUAUUGUAAGACUGAUUUAUGGAAACCCAAAGGUGAUACCUUGCUCUUGUUGUAUUAUGGUACAUUAUUUAAGUUUGUAAAUAAAUUUAUUUCAUGAGUUGUA